GGGGCAUCCAACCCAGCAGCGAGAGCAGCGGCGGCGUCCCGCAGGUCCCCCUCACAGCCACUGCUGGGUCCGACUUCGACUGGCGAAAGCGGCGAUGGGGGAAUUGUUUUGAUAAAAGUUGACGGAUUUUCUUUUCUUCUUUUUUUUAAAAAGCCACGCAACGUUACAAUCCGGGAUGUUUUUUAUGCGUUUUGAGUGUCCGACCGUCGGCUUUCCUGUCUCGUCCACGAAGGAGAACCACACAUGGGAAUGACCGAUCUUAAGCUGAAGAGGAGCAACUUUUCCAACUGCCUUACUACUCGUUUUGGCUGACCUAUGCUAAGCUAACCCGCUAGCCAAGGCUGUUGAAAUUCCCACGUUAAUAGUACACAAACUAGAAGGUUAACGUUACGUCUCGGUAUUCGGUGACUAGAUGAGCUCCACUGGCGUCGUCCCGACAAAAACCUGCCCCUCGGAAGCUUAACUUUAUCCGGUCGGGGUGGACAGUGCAGGUGCAUCUCUUGCGGCACCUGCGAAAACUUGGUAACUUAAGUUAGCUCCAUCGCUGGAGAGCUAACUUUUAGCUAGUUUUCAUUAGCAUUACCCGGACUACGUCGUGGACCCGUUUGUCUUUCACGGCAAGAGGCUAUUUGACAUAAAUGUGAGUCAUUGGGCCACACGUAACCGGUAAAGUGGUGACAUUAGCUAUGAGGUAUUUUGGCUAACGGUAGUCCGCAACCACGCCAGCAAAGUGACCCUCAUCCACUGCUCCCCCCGGAGUGGCGACGUGGAUAAGGUUUCGGGGUCGGGGGACGGUCUCUCGCUGUCCCACAGCACUUUGGACGGAAUGCACCCCUGCUCCCAUCCGCGGGUCUUGUUUGGUGUGACAACAUGAGGAUUCAAAACAAAAACAAUUUGCAUUUGACCGAUUUACACUGUUUCGUUUUUUUCUUAUUCUUCUAAAAGCCCCCCCCUAGCCCCCCCACACCCGUCCCCACCCCCCCUGCAGCCUAUGGUGCCACUACGGCCACCGAGAAAUGGAUGUCUCGCAGGCCGCUUUCCCGAACGGUGAAGUGCGGCCGUGCGGCGGAGGGACGGGGGGCCACGCCUGGACGGACCCCCCCGCGGUCCGGGCGUGCGCUCACUCCGCGCCGCUGUGCGCGACUCGGUCGCUGUGGACGGCCGCGUACGACUACGAGGCGAGCGGCGAGGAUGAGCUCAGCCUGCGGCGAGGGGACGUGGUGGAGGUGCUGUCCAAAGACGCGACGAUCUCCGGGGACGAGGGGUGGUGGACGGGUAAAAUCCACCACCGGGUGGGGAUUUUCCCCUCCAACUAUGUCACCUACCAGCCCGCUAUUUACCGUCUCCCUGCCGCGAGUGGGUCGGUGGGGGCAAUAGAGCAAGUCCCGACCCCCCCCUCCCAGAUUCCUUUCAGUGAACUGGUGCUCGAGGAGAUCAUAGGCGUGGGCGGAUUUGGCAAAGUUUAUCGGGGCACAUGGAAAGAUCAAGAGGUGGCCGUGAAAGCGGCUCGGCAAGACCCGGACGAGGACAUCACAGCCACCGCCGGGGGGGUCAAACAGGAGGCGAAGCUCUUCUCCAUGCUGCAGCACCCCAACAUCAUCAAGCUGGAGGGGGUGUGUCUGGAGGAGCCCAACCUGUGCCUGGUCAUGGAGUACGCCCGAGGCGGGACCCUCAACCGGGCGUUGACCGGAAGGCGCAUCCCUCCGCACAUCCUGGUCAAUUGGGCCGUGCAGAUCGCACGCGGGAUGCUGUACCUCCACGAGGAGGCCGUGGUACCCAUCAUCCACCGGGACCUGAAGUCUAGCAACAUUUUAUUACUUGAAACGAUCGAGAACGACGACAUCGGAAGGAAGACCCUGAAGAUCACAGAUUUCGGCCUGGCGAGGGAGUGGCACAAAACCACCAAAAUGUCGGCGGCGGGCACCUACUCGUGGAUGGCCCCCGAGGUGAUCAAGUCCUCUCUUUUCUCCAAAGGCAGCGACGUCUGGAGCUACGGCGUGUUGCUGUGGGAGCUGCUGACGGGGGAGGUCCCGUACCGCGGGAUAGACGGCCUGGCCGUGGCCUACGGGGUGGCUGUCAAUAAGUUAACGCUGCCGAUCCCCUCCACCUGCCCCGAACCCUUCGCCAAGCUCAUGGAAGAGUGCUGGGACCAGGACCCCCACGUGCGCCCCUCCUUCUCCUGCAUCCUGGAGCAGCUGUCGGCCAUCGAGGAGGCGGUGAUGGCCACCAUGCCGCAGGACUCGUUCCACAGCAUGCAGGACGACUGGCGUGUGGAGAUCCAGGAGAUGUUUGACGAGCUCAGGACCAAAGAGAAGGAGCUGCGCUCCAGAGAGGAGGAGCUGACGCGGGCCACGCUCCAGCAGAAGUCUCAGGAGGAGCUCCUGAAGCGCCGCGAGCAGCAGCUGGCCGAGCGGGAGAUCAACGUGCUGGAGAGGGAGCUCAACAUCCUCAUCUUCCAGCUCAACAAAGACAAGCCCAACGUGAAGAAGAGGAAAGGCAAAUUCAAGCGCUCCCGCCUUAAACUGAAGGACGGGAACCGCAUCAGCCUGCCCUCAGACUUUCAGCAUAAGAUCACCGUGCAGGCCUCACCUUCCAUGGACAAGAGGCGGAGCCUUCACAGCACCAGCUCCUCUCCUCCCAGCAGCCCCACGCUCAUCCCCCGGCUCAGAGCCAUUCAGCCCAUGUCCCGCGUGCGGAGGGACAGUUUGUAUGUUUACCAACAGGACGUCGAUCUGAGCAGCGAGCUCGCGGCCUCGCGGGGCCUCGGGAACAAAGUAACCCAAGACGAGAGCAACCGCACGUGGGGCCGCAGCGCCCUCUUCAGGCCAGAAGAGUUCGAUGAUGUGAAAAAGGGAAUCAAGAAGAAAGGCAGAACCUGGGGUCCCAGUUCGGUGCAGAACAAAGAAAGACCUGCUGCUGCAGAGAGAGUGCGUCCCCUGUCGGACGGCAGUAACCCCUGGUCCACCAGCCUGGUCAAAUCCCAGAAGUCUGUCCCCCUCUCGGCCCUGUUUGCCGAACAAACGGCGCCUAAAGACGAGGCCUCCUCCCCGGAAUGUCCCGACAGCAGCUCCAAGCCAAAACCGCUCAAGUUCCCCAACCAGGUGUACAUCGACCUACCUCUGUGGAGGGACGAGCAGCAGCCCCAGAGCCCGGGGGGGGCGGGGGACUCUGGGGUCGGGGGGGUGGCGGUGGCGGCGGGUCGGGGCGGCACCCCUGAGACCCCGGAAGACCCUUACACCACGACGUCCACCUCCUCCACUUCCACCACCCCGCAGGUCACCCCCACCAACAGCCUGAAGAGGGCGUCGGCCCGCCGCAAGACCGACUCGGCGCUGUACGGCUGCGGCUCGCUGCUGGCGUCGGUCGUGCUGGGCUACGACAUCAGGGAGGCGCUCAGGAACUCCGGCCCCGGGGAGGAGUGCGAGCCGCAGCGCGAGGAGAAGGAGAAGAAGAAGAAGGAGGGCCUGUUUCAGCGGGCGACCCGCUUCCGCCGCAGCACCUCGCCGCCGGGCGGUCGCCCGCGGAAGGAGGAGGGCGCCGCCGCCGGCCAGCCGGUCAAUCUCAUCUCCAUGUCGGCCAUCGCGGAAGGCCACUCCAACAGGUGCCCCCCGCAGUCCGCGGAGGCGGCGUCGCCCCCCCCCAGGUCCGGGAAGGACGAGCUCGCCGACGCCAAUCACCACGCGGAGUCGCCCGGACCCGCCAACGGGCGUGUCGACGGGGCCGCGGCGGACGCACGGACGCCGCUGCAGAGCGACCACAACACGGGAACCCGCCUCCGCAGGAAGAAAUACGCCAACCACACGACGAACGGCGCCCCCGCUCUGCCCCCUCCGGCCUCGCAGAGGAAGCACGAGAGGGAGCAGGGCGGCCCCCGGGGGGGCGGGGGGGAGGCCUGCCCCCGGCCGCGGCCCGCCUCCUUCCGGGCCAAGCCGCACACCUGGGCCCUGCUGCGAGGGCGCAACAAGAGCUACUCGCUGGGCCACUACUCCGGGGGGAAGGCGGCCCAGAACCUGAGCGUGGUGCUGACGGCCGACGGGACGGGCUGCUCGCUGCUGGACGUGGACACCGAGGGGCAGAAGAGGGACUGCACCGUGCCGCUGUGCCGCAUCCAGAGCUCCCCGGGGAGGACCUCCGUCUUCGAGCUGGAGAAGGAGUUCCUCUCGUAGGAAAGCCAGAACCAACCAGUUUUCUUUUUUAAGAAAACACUCGCCCCCUCGUCCCGAUUUCGAGAAACGCUUGCGAGCGCGGUUCACAGACCAAAGACCGGCGGCAUGAAGACGGAUUCGCUAAACUCCUUGAAGUGCGACCCCCCCCCCCCCCGCCCCGGUGGAUUAUUUUUAGCGUUACAGUGUUACAGGUGUCAUAAGGUUUCCGGCCGCCGUGGUCUCUUUGGUCUGGACUGCCAUGUCCGCACGGAACCAACGGCGCCCCCUCUGGUCACUCGACGCUCGCCCCCCCCACCCCUCAUGUCUUUUUUUUGUUUUGUUACCUUCCUCCUCUGUCGGUGCAGCUAAACGUUGAACGCCGCUGCAGCUUUCGCAACACAAUACCCUCACCUUUUUAUUUAUAUAUAUAUUUUUAUAGGUAAUUUAAUAUGAAGAGACUUAGCGACCAGCGGGACGACGGACGUUCUAUGUCCGUUUUUGAAGUUUUAGAUUUGUUUUUGGACCCGAGAAUCAUGCAUGCGUGUACCCUUAAAAUGUUGAACAAAAAAAAAAAAACCCAACCCGUGUUCUAUUUGUAAAUAUUUCUUUUUAUCCCGGUAUCGGCCUAAUGCUGAUGGCAUUUUUUUUUUUUUUUCCAUUUGUGCUAUUUUGUGUUUUAAAAGUCAGCGAUGCUGCAGUACCGUUUGUGUUCCGGGGACAGGCUACGUACUGGAGCGUACGUUUGAUCCCACCGAGUCCUCAAGCUGUUUAGAGAAGCAGGUAGAAAAAGAGCGACGAAGCCGACGUUGAUCCGUUUUGGACAGUUGACCUUCGUAUUCAUGUGUUGAGUGUAUUUAUAGAACAUCGUUUUUUUGGGGGGGGGGGGGUUGAUGUUUGCUGUAUUGCAGCAGAAUGGCCACGAAUAUGUCAGAAAAACCUGCUCCAAAUGAAUGAAUUUCUAAUCCAAUCCACAAGGACGCCGCACAAUCCCAGAUUAAUAUUGUGAAAGAUCAAUACGGAGCCUUUCGAACUCAGUGCAUGAAAUAGCAAUACUUGUACCCUGAAACAGACCGAAUGUGUCUUCAAUGCUUCCUUUCUCACAUUCUUUAUCUCUCCAGUUUGUACAAUUUGAGGUUCCUUUCUUUCUCAAAGCUGAAUAUUGACACGAGGGCUCUUCAUCUCAGUGUAAUUCAUUUAAUUGACCUAACUGGUUUUGGUUUGUUUUAUGAAGCAUUAAACAAACCCGUAGCCAAUAGCCUUUUCAUGAAGGUCAGGAAGGAGAACCGUUGUCAUGUAAACCAGGUGAAGGACUUCCUUUGCUCCUCAGUACGCUGACUGCACAAAACCUUCCUCAGCCGAAAGGUCACGCUCUUAAAGUCCAACAAAUGAACUUAACCGUGUAACUUUUGACGGAUUCUAUCCCUCGACUUUUUACUGCUGUCUCAGUUCAACUUGUUGAACUUUCCCACUAUUUGAAGGACAAAACCAAGGUCGUUUACAGUGAGUUGUGAAUAUAAUUGUAAUGCUGACGUAUCACUGGCAUCUUGUGGUCCUUUAGGAUGGGAAGUAUCCCAUGUUCUGUAUUUUCAACACUGUAAAAGCCUUACUAAUAAUCAAGCUGUUAAAAGGGCAGUUUACAAGCCAAGAUAUCACUGGAUUUACCUUUUUUUUUAAUGAAUUACGGUUAUUUGUAAAUACCAUAAUGCACUGGUGCUGUACCCCCCCCCCCCCCCCCUCUCAAAAUGUUGUAUUUCUGUUUGAAGCCGAGUUCUGCCGCUUGUCGUCAGGCGGCUUCGUCCGUCGAGGCCAACGACGCCUCGACGGAACAUUCCAGUGCGGCGCGGCGCCUUCGGGCCUCGGACCAAAUCUGUCUCCCCCAGCACUGCGGCCUCCGUGUCCUCGGGACCAAAACCACUAAAAAAAAAAGAACCAACAC
Pungitius pungitius (ninespine stickleback) is the source of this 6081-nucleotide messenger RNA. It is a transcript of the gene map3k21, whose product is annotated as mitogen-activated protein kinase kinase kinase 21. Bases 1017 to 4166 code for a protein of 1049 amino acids. Lineage: Eukaryota; Metazoa; Chordata; Actinopteri; Perciformes; Gasterosteidae. Gene Ontology annotation, molecular function: MAP kinase kinase kinase activity; ATP binding; protein binding. The record is from RefSeq and is a predicted model, not a curated record. Gene Ontology annotation, cellular component: cytoplasm. Gene Ontology annotation, biological process: protein phosphorylation; signal transduction. The transcript has 11 exons.